GUUUACCAAGGGGUGGACUUCUCUCAUCCUCACUCUCAAAUCCGCCGUGCUCGAAACAAGCGGCCCGUAUCCAGCCACGCAUGUCCGCCGCCGGCGACGGGGAAGAUGGCGCCGCCGCCGCCGCCGCCGCCGCCGGCACGGUGGUCCUCGAGAUCACCGACGCAGCAGCAUCCCCAUCCUCCACGCCUCCACCUCCCCCCAUCCCCGUCUCCGCCCUCGCCGGCCCCCUCCCGUCCCCGACCGUCCUCGCGGUCCGCGCCGACCGGAGCAGGCUAAUCGAGAGCUCCUCCUACUUCCGCGCCCUCCUCGGCGGCAGCUUCAGCGAAUCGGGCAGCGGCUACGUGCGGAUCAGCUGCGACCUCGCCGCCGCCGUGCAGGUCCUCCGGUACCUCUUCGAUCCCCCCGCGAGCUUCACGAUCUCCCACGACAACUUCCUGCCGCUGCUGGAGGGUGCUCUGUUUCUCGCUGUCGAGAGCCUUCUAGCGGACUGUGAAAGGUGGUUCAGAACCAUGGGAUCUCAAAGUUCCUCCAUGGUGGUACCGUUGGAUUUCAUAAUCGAGGCCUGGUACUUCGCUCAAAAGCACGAAAGUCAUCGGUAUGUAGCAUGUAUUCCCGCAGCAACUUCGGGGCAUCAUCAAGUUAAGAAAUAAAGAUGCCUCCGCUAUUAAAGUGCUAUGUCAGAAGGCUCAAUUAGUUGUCCCUAUUAUUAUACCUCAACGAAGAAACAAUGCCCUGCGCUGAGAUCAAGCUCUACUCGUCGGAAGAAGUGCAACCGCUAAUUUAUAUUGUGGUAAUUAAUGGAAGAACCAAACGCAUCUACUUGUCCCCCAUUAAGUCAAUACAUGCACUGGCUUCCUUUGCUCAGAAGCAAGUACUGCACGC
Messenger RNA from Triticum urartu, 882 nucleotides. RefSeq names its product BTB/POZ domain-containing protein FBL11. The record is from RefSeq and is a predicted model, not a curated record. NCBI's taxonomy places the organism in Eukaryota, Viridiplantae, Streptophyta, Magnoliopsida, Poales, Poaceae. Gene Ontology annotation, molecular function: protein binding.